Molecule: messenger RNA, 252 nt
Organism: Clunio marinus
Lineage: Eukaryota; Metazoa; Arthropoda; Insecta; Diptera; Chironomidae
Source: the annotation of a GenBank genome assembly
AUGAACCUUAGCAAAAGUCAAAUAUCAAAAAAUCAUACGCGAAAUAAAUGCAAAAGUGUUGAUAUACUUAUUUACAGCGGAACGCUUAUCGUGGAAUUCUAUGAUUGGUUGCGUAAUGAAUGGAAGUUUACUUUAACUGUAAAAAAGUUUGUUCAGAUAGAAGAAUAUUUUCCAUGGAUCAAGCUGCGCAUUAUUGACAAUGGAUUAAUGUUGCUCUGUGGUGAAUAUCUUGAAGUUGGUUUUACACCAUAA